GGGUCCCCGUCUUCCCCGUGCGUCAUGCUUGCUUUGCUACUCGAGUAGAAGCUUGAUUUCCCAUUCCUCAAGUUCAUAUAGGUAGGUGGCUAGGUAGGCAAGCUACUACUCUAGCUCCCUUCCCUUCCCUUCAAAAAAUUAAAGUCAAACUGAAUUUUAUUUUUCUGCUGAACUUGUGAAUGAUGCUACAGCUCCAUUGACGAGACUACUCUUACCCUUCUUCGUAAUACCAACGCGUGAUACUUCAGAGUCCGAAGCUACCCAGAUACCCCAUCUUGCUUUGCUUUGCCCAUCACUCAUACUUGCCUCCAUCUAAAUCAAGAUCACCUACUUUCUUGACAAAGUCAACGAAUCUCAACGAACUCAUAUCCAUACAUCCUACGUGAUUCUCUCGAUUCUCGCAGACCCAGCCUACACCGUUUCACGAUGAGUCCUUCAUUUGCGCAAGCGAAUCCAUUCGCGCGACGAGAUACCCAUCCACUUCAAGCAAUCUGGACAUAUAAGAUAUGUACAAUUAUAUCCUGGUUGUUGGUGGUAGUAGCCACCUUCUACUACAACUUCCACGCACCUCAAGAUGACAAGCACAGCUGGCGUCAUACCAUUUGGGAGCAGAAUAAGAUACACCACACACCAUUUGCUAUGAACGCUUUCAUUGCUUCAUUUUAUUGGUUAUUCCUCUUCAUUCUUCAAGUUGGAUAUGUCCUUCACCUCUUCAGCGACGAGGUUGAACAUGUCAACGCCGCGGCAUCGGUCGGAAGUCACUUCAUUCUCAACAAUCUCUUGCAAUUUGCAUUCGUCAUGCUGUUCGUUCGAUCUCACUUCGUAUGGGCUGAGAUUAUAUUGAUCAUUAAUUUCUUCAACCUUUCCUCGCUCUACUUCCGUCAUAACACCACCCCAAGAUUCAUUCACAUGCCUGCCACCUCUGGUCCACUUGCCUGGACAUUUGUAGCUUUAUAUUGGAACGGAGCUAUUGCCGUUGGAGCUCACAACCUUCCUGCACGUAUCAUAGCAAAUGUUGCAAUUUGGGGUAUCUUAGUAUAUGGACUCUUCUUUCUUGCUGCUUACAAGGAUUACACCAUGGGAUUUGCCCUUAGUAUCAUCACGGCAGCCAUCGGAGUUGGCCAAUUCUUCACAAAAGUAUUCGCCCUUCAGUGGAUCUUUGCUUUUACCAUAAUGGGUACUCUCUUCCUUGCUACGUUGAUAGUCGCCGUUCCUGGAAUUUUUGGCAAGGAGAUUUCAUUCAGGAGAGAAACUCCACUCGCUUCUGAAGAUCAAGAGAGAGCCCCUCUUUUGGACGAUCACUAAAUUGAUAGAAUUGACUGGGCGCUUGUGGUUUCAAUCAUUACCUGCCUAUAACUUGUUCAUGGAUAUCUUAAUAUCGCGAGGGUGAGUCACAAUCUGGAAACCAAACUUGGCGUAGGAAGGCUUCAAAAUAGUACGGGAAGUUUGUGGUAUCAUGUCAUGGGAACCCGAUGGGUUAAUAGGUGUUACGCAUGGAUUUAGGGGUUGUUCUGCCAUUAUCAUUUCUUCUUUUGGUUGUUUGACAGAUAAUGCGAAAUCUAUCACACUUCUAGGUUCAGGGCUAUCAGACAAAUUGAAUCUGUGUAUGCAUCAAAACUAAUUCUUUCUUGAUUUUGAUUUUUGCAAC
Messenger RNA from Botrytis byssoidea, 1648 nucleotides. RefSeq lists its product as uncharacterized. Lineage: Eukaryota; Fungi; Ascomycota; Leotiomycetes; Helotiales; Sclerotiniaceae. The record is from RefSeq and is a predicted model, not a curated record. Bases 427 to 1305 code for a protein of 292 amino acids. The transcript is spliced from 5 exons.